UAUGGGCUCGCGAAAACACGCGCGCGCGUCUGUGCAGUAACUACCCCGUAGCGCGUCGCAACCGUCGUCGCCCGGCCACCAGGUGUUGUGUAGCAGCGCGCGUGUUUAUACGUACCUAUUAAACAUUAAACCAACUUUUAUUAAAUACCGUCCGCAACUGUUGUAGUUAAGAUACAUGUCGCAGCACGCGGCCGCACGGACCCCCGCAGUUAACUAUACAUGACAUCGUCAUCUCUGUCGCCGGUUUUUCGGCGCGAUUUCGGGAAACGAGAUGCUGCCUCCCCGGCCUCAAGCCGUUCUACCGCCGCACGUCGUGACGCAGCAAUGAAAAAUGUCUAAGAAAUUCCGACGGUUCUACGAGACCGCGUUUGAUUCAAAAAUCAGCAAGUCGGACGAGGACCUGCUGUCGGCCGAAAAACAGGACUCGGCCAUCGCUCACCGGCUGUCCAACCAGUUGCAGCUGUCGGCCAGCGCCAGUUCCAUUCGGCAAUACGACGACGAGGACGAAGACGACGAUGCCGCCACCGCUGCCGCCACCGCAGCUGCCGUUCGCGCCUCGCCGUCCUGCAGGACGCAAUGCAAAAACCGGUUGUUCGGGUUCCUGUUGCGGAAGAGACGCAGCGGCGGCGGCGGUGGCGGCCGACAAUUCAAUAGUGUUUACAAGUACCGUAGUUCGGACAGCGUGGUAACCAGCAGCAGUCUCAGUCUAGAGUCAAUCACCAGCGAUUCGUUGAGCUCACACAGUUCCGAGUCACCAUGUUACAAGCGGUUUCCGGUACCGCACGUCCUGUCGCCGAUCUCGGACAAGUCGUCGCAGGACGCCGGCACCGAGUUUCUGGAUUACGAACACCGGAGGUCAUCUGCCGCAGGCUCAGCAGCCUCCGUCGCCGUCGUGGCCGCCAACGCCACUGCAACCACCACUGCAGCGGUCGCGCCGAUCAAGACCAAGCCACCCCAAUCAAUAGGUCUGAUAAAGCUCAACAGUGACCAUAUGCAGCAUCACGGUUCUGACAGUGGCAUAUCCGUGGGAUCGAAACCAGGUGACAACUAUCAGGAGCUAUUGGACGUGCCAUUCGACAUGCCGAAGCUCAGGCGCAGGCAGAGAUUCGAAGAGGGCCAGACGACGGUGUCGUCAACGACAUCGUCGUCGUCAUCGUCGUCUUCGGAUUGCGCCGGACGUCCUGUGCUAGCACCACCACAGCCGCAAGGACUUCCGUUUGACAUGCCGAAAUUGAGGAGAAGACAGACGAAUGCCGCCUACGACCCCAGUGGUGUGGUGUUGCCGUUCGACAUGCCAAAGCUCAGAAAGAGGCAGAUGGACAGCUGUGCGAGGGUCAUUUCGUUGGACUUCGAGAUUGGCAGCGAUGAAGACGCUUACAGUGCUCGUUCCGGCGUCGAACAUCCGGCCGACAGGUCUAAAAGCGAACAGCCGAAAGAGCUUCCAUUCGACAUACCUAAAUUAAAGAAGAUUAAUUUACACAACGAGGGCGAAAAAAAACCGGAUAGGAAUUCAUUGUUUCUCAAUGUUACACACAACAAUUGUGCUGCUGUCAACAAUAAAGAACUGUCGAAAACCUUCCAAAACAAAAAUCAACCAAACCGUCCAACAUUAAGUUUAUCCAACAUAAAGCCUUUACAUUUUGUAGAAGACAUUGACGUUUCUUUACCCUUAGAUCAGCAAUGUUGGUAUCACGGACCUAUGAACAGACUUGAAGCUGAAAAAGCUUUGCAUGGUCAAAAGGAAGGAACCUAUUUAGUAAGAGGGAACAAGGCAUCAUAUGCGUUAUCAAUAAAGAGUGCUAAAGGUUUUAUUCACAUGAGGAUAACACAAUCUGGAGAAAGAAAUUAUUUGGGCCAAUCGGAUAGACCUUUUGAAACUAUACCUGAUCUCAUUAAACAUUAUACACUGAACAAGCUUCCAGCCAAAGGAGCCGAGCAUGUAGGUCUAAUUAGACCUUUAGCCCACCAAAUCCAAAUGUUGUAAUCAUCUGACUAUUUAAUUAAAAAUGUUAUUUUCCUUCCAUUUUAAAGAAUAAAUUAAAACUGUGAUAGAAAAUAAUAACAUAUUAUACGCCAUUUUUAUUAUUAUAACUUUUAUUGUUUAUGUUUUGAAAUAAUACCAUAUCGAAAUUAAGUGCAAUAUAGAGUUUAGUAAUGUAUUAUUACCUUUAUAAGUAUUUGUGUUCGUAUUAUAAUAAAACAAAGUAAUUUUAUGCAAU
Myzus persicae (green peach aphid) is the source of this 2219-nucleotide messenger RNA. RefSeq lists its product as uncharacterized. Lineage: Eukaryota; Metazoa; Arthropoda; Insecta; Hemiptera; Aphididae. The coding region runs from base 332 to 1984 and encodes 550 amino acids. The record is from RefSeq and is a predicted model, not a curated record. The transcript has 4 exons. Gene Ontology annotation, molecular function: phosphotyrosine residue binding.